Messenger RNA from Mesocricetus auratus (golden hamster), 2106 nucleotides. Its product is annotated as vomeronasal type-2 receptor 26-like. The coding region runs from base 1 to 2106 and encodes 701 amino acids. The record is from RefSeq and is a predicted model, not a curated record. Gene Ontology annotation, cellular component: membrane. Gene Ontology annotation, biological process: G protein-coupled receptor signaling pathway. Gene Ontology annotation, molecular function: G protein-coupled receptor activity. Lineage: Eukaryota; Metazoa; Chordata; Mammalia; Rodentia; Cricetidae. The transcript has 5 exons.
AUGGACAGUCUUCUGGGGUUUUACAGGUUUCCCCAGGUCAGUUAUGGAUCCUCACUACCCAGCAUCAGUGACAACAUUCAGUUUCCAUCUAUCCUGGGCACCCUGACUAGUGACCUCAAGGCCUGUCGUGCAGUGACUCAGUUGGUAAUUCACCUUCAGUGGUCUUGGGUGAUCAUUCUAGCCCAUGAUGAUGACUUUGGGCAGCAGGCCAGCUCUCUGGCCAAUCAGGAGUUGAGCCCAGCUGGUGUGUGUAUUGAAUCCACAAUCUAUGUCUCUUCCCAUGAGUCCUUGAGGAAGAUAGAAGAGAUUUUCCAGAAGAUUCAAAAAUGCACAGCCAGAGCUGUUCUGGUUUUUCUAAACAUUGUCAAUUUCCAAAUAAUCCUGUAUGGCUUACUGGGCAUCCAUACUUCAGGCCAGGUCUGGGUCAGCAAGGACACUAUGCUCAUGGCUCUCGCCCUGACCAUUCCAGAUGUUUCCCAGGUACUGCAUGGCACAUUUGGCCUUCUGUUUCACAGCAGCAGGGCAAUUGGCUUCCCUGAAUUCCUUGCCAACCUGCGCCCCAGUCAGACUCCAGAGGAUAUGUUCAUAAAGAAGUUCUGGGAGUUCACCUUUGAUUGUGUAUGGUCUCACCAGAGCAGCACAGUGAGUGAGGGUGUCCAACAAUUGUGCUCAGGGAAUGAGAGUCUGAAAAACAAGCUGUACCCUUUCCAAGAAGUUAGUAAGAUGGAUGCUGCUUACAUAUGUGUCUAUAGCAUUGCCCAUGCCCUGCAGGACAUGAUAGAAGGUGAGCACCAGCAUGGGAAAGGUACAGACUCUCAGGACUUCCAUCCCUGGCAGCUUCUUCAUGCCCUCAGGAAGGUCCACUUCAAAACUCCUGAUGGAAGUGAAAUUAUGUUUGAUGUCAAUGGAGAUUUGGUGACAAAAUUUGACAUUUUCCAAGGGCAAAAGACCCCCCAGGGUGUAUUUCACUUGGUCCAUGUAGGAAUGAUAGACUCUCAAGUCUUUUCGGAGAAUAAAAUAUUGAUCCAUUUGAAGGAGGAUCUUCAAGUGAGUUGCCUGUAUGCUCAGUUGACUAUUUUCCUAGUGCCCACCUCUGUGUGCAGUAAAAGCUGCCUUCCAGGGUUCAGCCAAGUGCCUAGGCUGGGAGCCCCCCAGUGCUGUUUUGAUUGCAGUCCUUGCCCGGAGGGACAGUUCGCAGACCAAAAAGACAUGAAGACAUGUCUUCUGUGUCCCAAGGAGCAGUACUCGAGCGAUAGCAGAGACCACUGCCUGCCCAGGACAGAGAUCUUCCUGGCCUUUGAGGAACCUCUGGGAUUCAUGCUGGCUUUGGUGGCACUCUUCCUGUGUAGUCUGGCUGUCCUGGUCCUGGGAGUGUUCCUGAAGCACAGGGACACCCCUGUGGUGAGGGCCAACAACAGAACCCUCAGCUACUUACUCCUGGUGUCUCUUUCCCUCUGUGCCCUGUGUGCCUUGCUGUUCCUUGGACGCCCCAGUGUGACCACGUGCCUCCUCCGUCAGACCACAUUUGCUGUGGUGUUCACGGUGGCUGUCUCCUCCGUUCUGGCCAAGACUCUCACAGUGGUCAUGGCCUUCAGGGCCACCAAGCCUGGGGGCAGGAUCCGGGGUUGCCUGAACCCCAGAGUUUCCACCGCAGUGGUCCUCAUUGCUUCCUUCAUUCAGGUUGUUCUUUGUGGGGUCUGGUUGGCUACCUCUCCACCAUUCCCAGACAGGGAUGUGGUCUCGGAGCCCCAGCACAUCGUCAUCCAGUGCCAGGAGGGUUCUGGCACUGUCUUCUUCUGUGUUCUGGGCUACUUGGGGUUCCUGGCAGGGGGAACCUUCGCUGUGGCUUUUCUGGCCAGGGGUCUACCAGAUGUCUUCAAUGAGACUAAGUUCCUGACCUUCAGCAUGCUGCUCUUCUGCAGUGUCUGGACAACCUUCCUGCCCCUGUACCACAGUGCCCGGGGCAAGUCCACUGUGGCUGUAGAGAUCUUCUCCAUCCUUGCCUCCACUGCUGGGCUUCUGGGCGGCAUCUUCAUCCCCAAGUGCUACAUCAUCUUGCUGAAACCAGAGAGGAACACCCUUGUCUGGCUCAGGAAAGUCCACUAG